Nicotiana tabacum (common tobacco) is the source of this 1713-nucleotide messenger RNA. The record is from RefSeq and is a predicted model, not a curated record. NCBI's taxonomy places the organism in Eukaryota, Viridiplantae, Streptophyta, Magnoliopsida, Solanales, Solanaceae.
AUGGCUGAAGACUCAGAACUUUGGGAUGUCAUCUGUGAUGGUCCUUUUGUUCCUAUGAAGACCAUUGGAGAACCAGAAGUGUCAGUUCCUAAGACUAAGAAAGAAUACAACGAUGCUGACAGAAAGGCUAUAGAGAAGAACUUCCGAGCAAAAAAGAUCCUCAUCUGUGGUAUUGGACUAGACAAAUAUAAUCGGAUUUCUGCCUGCCAAUCUGCCAAGGAGAUCUGGGAGGCUCUCCAAACAAAACACGAAGGGACUACUCAUGUCAAACAGUCGAAGAUUGAUAUGCUAACCACUGAGUAUGAGCUAUUCAGGAUGAAGGACGAUGAGUCCAUUCAGGACAUGCACACUCGCUUCACCUCUAUCAUCAAUAAGCUUCACUCUCUUGGUGAAAUCAUUCCUAGAAACAAGCUUGUGAGAAAGAUCCUCUACGUGUUGCCCAGCUCUUGGGAAAGUAAGGUAAAUGCUAUCACAGAAGCAAAAGAUUUGCAGAAGCUGACCAUGGACGAACUUGUUGGCAAUCUGAAGACUUAUGAAAUGAUGAAGAAAAAGGACAAUGAGAGAAGAGAGCUGAAAAAAGAGAAGAUACCGGUUCCCAAGACGGACAGCAAUGACUCAGGUGGUGAGGAUGCUGAUAUGGCCUACCUGACAAAAAGGUUUCAGAAAAUGGUUCACAGAAAUGGAGGCAUUCCAAAAGGGGGCAGUUCCAGCAAGCCAAAAGGUUAUGACAUAUGUCAUAAGUGCGGCAAGCCAGGACACUUCAUCAAGUAUUGCCCUCUUCUCAAGCAAGAUCAAUACAAACACAACACUAACAAAGCAGCCAAGAGGAACCAGGUUCCUGACAAAAGAUUCAAAAGAAAAGACGUUGCUAAUAACAUUGUGCAACAGGCUCUUUCUGCAUGGGGAGACUCUUUCAGCGAAUCCGAAGAAGAUGAUGGGCAAGGUGAAAGCUCUAUGAUGGCAGUGGAAAGUGAAGCAACUGAGUAUGACUCCAUUUUUACCUUGAUGGCUCAAGUCGCUAAUACUGAGCUUGAGAGAGAUGACCUACUAGCAGUAGUAGUUGAUCUGAAUGACACAAUUAAGGAAUUGAAAGUAGAGGGUAGGCAUGAGACUCUUCACAAAGGUAAGGAAGUUGCUAAUGAAACACAUCUUAGGAUUGAAGAUGAGAUGAAGACAGUGAAGUCUAGAGUGUGUAUUGAACUUGAAAAGAACAAACAACUUCAGGAAGAACUAGGAAGAGUCGAGAGUGAUCAUGAAAAAUCACUCAAAUGGACCUGGUCCUCUGAUGCUAUCACUUCCAUGUACAUAAACAAUGGGGAAAACAGGCAGGGAAUUGGGUUUCAAAGGGAAAAGACUCCAUACAACCCUCAUAGCAAGUAUGUUACUAUACUAUACCCGAUAAUUGGCUUUGUAUUCACUGUGGAUUCACAUGAUAAGAUUGAUCAAGAGGGAGAACGGUCAAUUGUCCCUGGUGAAGUCAUUGACAUGGAAAAUGGAAAAACUGACAUGAUGAGUCAGGUCAAGGAUUCAGAUGACAAUGGCACAUCUGAAUCUCCAACUGACAUAGAGGAACCCGGUUCCUCAAUCACUACAACUGAAGCUGAAAACAGAGUUGUUGAUGCAGGUCAAGGGACCCCACAUGCAGAGAAAGAAUCACAUUCAGAAAUACCUGGACCAUCUCACAACAAGAUCAAAGGCAAGAAAUGCGCUUGA